This is a messenger RNA of Vollenhovia emeryi, 1189 nucleotides long. RefSeq names its product transmembrane protein 222. The transcript has 5 exons. The coding region runs from base 67 to 609 and encodes 180 amino acids. Lineage: Eukaryota; Metazoa; Arthropoda; Insecta; Hymenoptera; Formicidae. The record is from RefSeq and is a predicted model, not a curated record.
GAAGGAGUUCGCCGGCUGAGGCAUAUAUCCUCUUGUUGUGACGCGGUAGCGAUACGUUAGCGAGUUAUGAGAGACCCUGAUCUACUGACGGAUAUCCCAGAGCUGCCGAAUGAUUCGCCCAAAAUGGAUCUCAGCAUUCACGCGGAGAGACAAAGGUUCCCUUUCUGCAUCGUUUGGACCCCGUUGCCCAUCCUGACAUACAUCCUGCCCUUCAUCGGACACAUGGGCAUUGCGACGUCAACGGGAGUGAUAAGGGAUUUUGCUGGCCCUUACUAUGUUUCCGAAGAUAACAUGGCAUUCGGUAAACCUACGAAAUAUUGGCAACUGGAUUAUACCAAGGCCAAGGGAGGCGUACAAGGAUGGGACGCGGGUGUAAUGGAAGCUAGCGAGAUUUACAAAGCUAGAAUGCACAAUCUAUGCUGUGACAACUGUCAUUCGCAUGUGGCGACAGCUUUGAACCUGAUGUCGUAUGGUGACUCGAGCAAUUGGAACAUGGUAAAACUUGCGUUCCUGAUGUUGAUUCACGGAAAAUUUAUCAUGUUUGUUUCAGUGUUCUGGGCUUUCUUAAGACCUGGUUACCCUUUUUCAUACUUGUUACAAUUAUAUUGACAUUAAGUUUGUGUGUAAGUUAAGUACAUAUAGGUAUAAGUGCAUAGGGUAAGUGUAUCAGUGACUAAUACCUGCCACUUCUGUUAAGAAAAUAAGGCAACUGAACACGGGAUACAUAUAGACUACAGUGUUUGCCCCUUGAAGUGACAGUUCAAAUCUAUAUCCUGUUUUCACAUCUAAUUUUUUUCUAACAAAAGUAGCAGGCGUCAACUACUGGUACUAGUUACCUUGUAUAUUAUAAAAUGUCAAUUUACAGUUAUAGAUUUAUCAUGUCACUUUAUAAUUAUCCCAAAACAUUUUACGAGAUACUCUACGAGAAUUUGGCAAGUAAGAACAAACUUAUCAGACACCCUGUAUUAAUAUAUUGUAGCUUUUCUGAAACGGCAGUUUUUGGCGUUGCAUCCUUAAGUGCGGGAGAUGCAGCAAGAUCGUAAGGGAUGCCAUGCCAAACUUUAGCAGAACACAUCUGUCUACAUUUAUUAGAUAUAAAUAUAAUUUAUUUUCUUUCAGUUUUGCAACUUAAAAUGCGCAUACACAUUGUCUAUAUAAGCGUUAUGUAACAAUAAAAUUAAGUCCAAGA